AUGCCCUUCUCAAAAAUCAUCCCCGCGAAACUCCGCCCAAAGGCUUCCGAGACCGGCGCGUCCGCCGGUAAGGAAGGAAAAGACAAGAAAAGGGCGACCGGUAGGGACGUCGAGGCAGGCGUGGCCGAUGACGCUGACUUCGACCUCAUCGAAGAGAUGGAUCUGGGCGACGGCACCACCACCACCAUAACGCACCAGCACAGGCACCAGCGCCACACCAGCUUGCCCUUCCCUCCGCUCCGUCGUGCCGUCCACAACACCAACGACGCCUACCACAGCGGUGGCGGCGGCAGCAGCAGCAGAAUCAGCAACAGCAACAGAUCCUUCACCUUCUCCUUCCCCCACCUCGACACAGCCAUCCCGCUGCAACCCAUCAGGACCCCAAGCCUCGCCGCGGCGCCAACCCUUCCUUCAUAUUCAUCAUCGUCGUCAUCGCCACCACCCCCGCCAUACACGACCGAAGAAGCCGACAUCGCGACGACGUCGAUGACGCAACUGCGGGAAAAAGACGCCAAAAGCACCUCGAAUGACGUCUCUCGCCAGAACCAGAGCCAGAGCCAGAGCCAGACCCAGAACCAGGCCCAGAGCCAGACCCAGAACCAGAACCAGAACCAGACCCAGAACCAGACCCAGAGCCAGACCCAGAGCCAGACCCAGAGCCGCCAGACCCAGUGCCGCCAGAACCGGAGGCGGAACUGGCAGCCGAACUGGCAGCGGAGCUGGCUGCAGCAGGGGCGGGAAGAACAGAAGCCGGCACGCUGGGAGGAGAAAUGCUACUAUACGGGCUGUAUACUGUUUUCUUUGGUGGUUUUGUGGCUUGUGGUGCAUUUCGUGUGGCAGGCUUAG
Molecule: messenger RNA, 846 nt
Organism: Diplodia corticola
Lineage: Eukaryota; Fungi; Ascomycota; Dothideomycetes; Botryosphaeriales; Botryosphaeriaceae
Exons: 1
Coding region: 1-846 (281 amino acids)
Source: RefSeq, a predicted model, not a curated record